This is a messenger RNA of Pygocentrus nattereri (red-bellied piranha), 8451 nucleotides long. RefSeq names its product LIM domain kinase 1a (gene limk1a). Lineage: Eukaryota; Metazoa; Chordata; Actinopteri; Characiformes; Serrasalmidae. Gene Ontology annotation, molecular function: protein serine/threonine kinase activity; ATP binding; protein binding. The record is from RefSeq and is a predicted model, not a curated record. Bases 153 to 2174 code for a protein of 673 amino acids. The transcript has 17 exons. Gene Ontology annotation, cellular component: neuron projection; cytoplasm; nucleus. Gene Ontology annotation, biological process: positive regulation of stress fiber assembly; actin cytoskeleton organization; protein phosphorylation.
AAUCGGCCCUGAGCUCUUCGGGAAGCGCAGCGUCUCCACCGGCGGCGGCUCUCUUCAGGAGAGCGGAGUUAGCGGAACCGGACUGGAACCACACGUUCGCCUCGCCGUCUCUGCUCGCCAGGCUCUCUGCGGAGCUCCCACUCGGAGGGUGAAUGAGGUUUAUGCUGCUGUGUUGCACCUGGAAGGACGAGCGCAUGGGAGAGGACGAAGAUGAAGAUCACUUUAGGAGCCACCCAUGUAGAAAUCCAGAUCCUCCUGAAGCCAGUGGAAGCUUGCCUGUGUGUGCAGGAUGCAGACAGCGCAUCUACGAUGAGCAGUACCUCCAGGCCCUCAACACGGACUGGCACACAGUUUGUUUCAGAUGCUGUGAGUGCAGUGCCUCUCUGUCUCACUGGUACUAUGAAAAAGAUGGUCGUCUCUACUGUAAGAAGGACUACUGGGCGAAGUUUGGAGAGCUGUGUCACGGCUGCUCCGAACCCAUCACCACCGGCCUCAUCAUGGUUGCUGGAGAGCAGAAGUAUCACCCCGAGUGCUUCACCUGCCUGAACUGCAGAACCUUCAUCGGCGAUGGAGACACCUACGCCCUGGUGGAGAGGUCCAAGCUCUACUGUGGUAACUGUUAUUACAAGAACAUUGUGACCCCGGUGACCCUGCCGGACUCGCCCUGCUCCCGCAUCCCUCACACGGUCACUCUGGUGUCCAUCCCAGCCUCCACCGACGGCAAACGCGGCUUCUCCCUGUCCAUCGACCAGGGCAGCAGCCCCAACGGCUACGGCCCUGACCACAACCACACAGUGCGCGUGUCCGAGGUGGAUUCUGAGAGCAUCAGUCCAGAUGUGAAGAACUCCAUACAUGUUGGUGAUCGUAUCCUAGAGAUCAACGGGACCCCCAUCCGGAAUGUUCCACUUGACGAGAUCGAUCUGCUCAUCCAGGAGACGAGUCGGCUCCUGCAGCUGACCAUCGAGCACGACCCACAUGACCAGGGGGGCUCAGGGGACCAGGUGGAUGGCCCCAGCCCCCUGUCUCGGGGCCCCAGCCCCGUUACCCCCAUCACUCAACCCCCAAACCAGGACGUCAACAACCUGCGCUCGCGCGUGAUCACGCGAAGCUACAGUAUUGAUAAGUCUCCAUGCUCCAGUAACACGGCGUCCCCGCUCUCUCUGCGGAAGGACAUCGGACGCUCCGAGUCUCUCCGGGUGGUGACCAAUCGCACGCACAGGAUUUUCCGGCCCUCAGACCUCAUCCACGGAGAGGUUCUGGGAAAGGGCUGUUUCGGCCAGGCCAUAAAGGUGACCCACAGAGAGACGGGUGAGGUGAUGGUGAUGAAGGAGCUGAUCCGUUUCGAUGAUGAGACUCAGAAGACUUUCCUGAAGGAGGUCAAAGUGAUGCGGUGCCUGGACCACCCAAAUGUCCUGAAGUUCAUCGGGGUCCUCUACAAAGACAAGCGGCUGAACUUCAUCGCGGAGUAUAUCAAAGGAGGCACUCUGAGAGAAAUCAUUAAGAAAAUGGACAGCAGCUAUCCUUGGACUCAGAGAGUGAGCUUUGCGAAGGACAUUGCCUCGGGGAUGGCCUACCUGCAUUCCAUGAACAUCAUCCACCGAGACCUCAACUCGCACAACUGUCUGGUCAGAGAGAAUAACAGCGUUGUGGUGGCCGACUUCGGCCUGGCUCGGCUCAUGGUGGAGGACAAGAACCAGGAGAAGCUGGGGAAGAUCCAGGGGAUGAAGAAGCCGGACAGGAGGAAGAGGUACACGGUGGUGGGCAACCCCUACUGGAUGGCUCCAGAAAUGAUUCACGGAAAAAGCUACGAUGAGAAGGUCGACAUCUUUUCCUUUGGCAUCAUGCUGUGCGAGAUCAUUGGGAGAGUGAACGCUGACCCAGACUACCUGCCCCGAGCCAUGGACUUUGGCCUCAAUGUGAAGGGUUUCCUGGAACACUACUACCCUCCAGACUGCCCCAACUCCUUCUUCCCCAUGGCGGUUCUUUGCUGCGACCUGGAUGCAGAGAAACGGCCUGCUUUCGCCAAGCUCGAGGAAUGGCUAGAGAACCUGAAGAUGCACUUGGAGAUGCGGCUCCCUCUGGUCUCGGAAUUGGAGCAGGUUCACCGAGAUUUCUGGCAGAAGCACCCGCCCAGCGAGAACAGGUUGCCCACUCACCAAGAGCAGCCCGAGUAGCUGGUCAGGGUUGGAGCAGAUGGUGUUUUUGUUUAGACCCUGCUGGCUGAAGGUGGAAGGGUUUUUGGGCAGUGGCACUGGGCCAUGGUGCACAGGCCUGCUGCAAGGUUCUGCCCAUGACAGGAGGUUCAGAAGAAGUUUUUGCUGCCCCCCGCGGUGGAUUCAGAGGGGCUUGUUUUAAGCGAAGUACCCCAUCACCUUCUCCUGGAAGCCAGGACAUCAUUCCUCCACCAUCGCUUUAGCCUCUUCAGUGUUUGACCACUGCUCUUGGGAUCUUCCAUUGUGUGCAUUGUGACUUGAACUGGACCCAGUGGAGGAUUAUUGAUGUCAGCUACUUUCCAUCUACUUUCCAUCAACGUUCUCGGUCUAAAGGCGAUUUCAGAGCCUGGAGUUUUUUUGUGUGUGAGAUGUUUACAGAUGUUUCCUCAGCCUAGCUCGAUUUCACAUUGAUCUGAUGUACUGCUGAAUUGUGUGGCUUCAAAAUGGUAAAGGGGGUGUUUUAAAGGGGGCGCUGUUGUGUACAAAUGCAAUAUAGGGGGGGAAAAGUAGUGCAUGUUUGUAGAUACUCCAUUUUUCCUUGCCCUGCUUGUUCUUUUACCCUCAACAAAGUGGCACUGAUUAUGGGUCAAAACCGACCCCUUCGUCCCGUUUUCGUCUCUCGAUCCGUGUAGCGUCACCAACGUUGUGUCCUUGAGGUACGCUCGUCAGAGUUUGGUACAUUUUACUCUUUUACAUUCAUAACUGUCUGUCUGUGCGCUUGAGGUGAGGCCCAAAAUGAUGUGUAAAUAGCAAAUGAUGUGACAUAUUGUAAAUGUUUUAGAUAUUGUAUAUGUACAGACAUUAUUUUGUAUACAGUUAUGACAUUGCCAUAUUUUUAAUUGGGCUACAUGUUGAAAGUGAAGGACUAGUCCAGCUUACAUGACCUGAGAGACUUCCUUUUUUGUGCUAAGGUCCUGAGAGAUACAGUAGGUGUGAAAUGUGCAGGAUCUCUGCAUUUUCUGAGUGUUUGCUUUACUCUAAAAGUUACUUUAUUUACUGUCCCUGCAGGAGGCAGCAGUAUAACGACACACUGAAAUGUUCUUGAGUAUCUCACAGUUCGGUAAUCGCGGCCCAGCAGACCUCUGUAGUCGGCACCAUGCCCAUAUAAGGAAAUCCAGGUCUAAGCCAUUUAUUUCUAUGGGGAAUGUCAAUGGAAAUAUUCCAAAGUGGAUACAUUUGUUCCUUUCCUCAAAAGUGACUGGAUCCUUAUGAGCCUGUCGAAAAAUAAAUAUUUCUGCAAAUAAUUGGGUCUAAGCCGUUUACAAAAGUGACUGCAUCCUUAUGAGGAUGUCUUAGUAAGUGAAAUAUUCUUUAAUCUAGUCAAUAUAUAUAAUAUUUCUCAUUUGGAGGUUGUUGUUAGUAUAUCAACACUCUCUGAACAAAACUUUGUGGCUCCAACUUCACUUCAGUAACUUUACUGAAGAAUGAAAACACAUUAAUAACUCCUUAUUAAAUACUAAUUAUUAGUAUUAUUAAGUAACUAUGGGGACUUCAGUGCAAACUGGCUGAGCUAUAGAAGUGUGUAUAAAACUGUGGGUCCCCCAGUGGCCUUGGCCAUUUAAGGAGUCUAUUUAAAAUGUAAAAAUUCAGGGUGAUUAAAAAAGAUUCAUCCAAUUUCAAAAUGAUUCAUUUCACUUGUAAAUCAUUACAGAUCAAUGCAGUGAACUGUAAAUGGCUUAAAUGAGCAUAAAGUUUAUUAUGUAAUUGUACAAAGUCUCAGUCUGAACCUCCUCCAACUGUACGGACAUCAAUGCCACCGUCAAACUCAUCCCAUACUGGAUUGAGCAUGUCUGGUGUCGCUGCACUCACGGCUCCUCGCGCUGCACAGUUAUGACUGAUUCACUCUUAUUGAAGUGAACGCAGAACACUUUCUGCUCAGGGGUCUCAUCUCCUCUCAGACUAAAGGGAGCCAGUCAGAAACUCUGACCCCCUCUUACAAGUGGAUUGUGAUUGGUUCCUAGACGCCUCACAGUUGUGAAAAUAUGGAGCUUUGAAAUUGGAUGAAUCUUUUCGAAUCACCCUGUAUAUAAAAUCAUUUUGGAUGAUUUCUAAAUAAUUUUGGAUCAUGUCUGAAUAAUUUUGGAUCGUUUCUGCUGGUCCGUUAAUCCUGAGGUUUUCACACAAUGUAAAAAAGUUGUUUUUAUUCAAAAUUUUGAAAACAAAAAUCUGAUGAUGUUGCCAACUACAGAAGUUUGGAGGUCUGCUGCAGGUCUGCUGUUUAUCGUAACCUGUUCUGUAUAGACUGUCUGUUACAAAGUCACUGUAAUAUUGAAAUCUUUAGCAUUCUGAUUGCUGUCAGAGAAAUGCUGUGCCGAGUUUCAAAAAAAGGGGUAUUGAAUUUACCCGAUUCACAUGUUUAUAUAAUCACCACAUGAAUAGAGAACAGAUCAGAUCAUCAGCACAGUUGUAGAAAAAAGAAGGAAACUGAAAGGCAAGGUGUUGAGAUGUAAACCAAGCCAAAGUGUGGUUAACCAAAAACGGUCCUUUCUGGAGAGUCAGAACUGUUCACAGGGGUGGUGAUAGGAGCCUGCGUCCACCUCUAAAAGCUCCCUCACAGAAAGUUCCUACAUGAGACAAAUCCGUUCAUGGUGGAAGGGCACAUGCAGGGUGUUGUGAGGCAAAAAAGUCCCUGAAGAAAGUUUAUUUGUCCGUAUUUUCCACUAUUUUCGUCAACGUUCCAUAUAAACUCAGAAGACUCGUGUAGGUUCACUGGAUAGUAAUCUGUGUUGUAGUCAUGGCCACCCCUGGUUCCUAUCACCACCAUUGUAAAGACAUCUGAACCGCUUCACACCAAACCGCUCUGAAUGACUCGGUUUACAUCUCACACACUGAAAAUCAGAGCAUAUAUUCUGAUCUAGGAUCAGCUUUUUUGGGUAGUAGGAUGAGGUCAGUUUUCACAGUUCCUGCCCCGUAGAGAAACGUUAAAGGAAUACUUCAGCAUAUCUCUCGGCCUAAUUUGUAGAGCACAGUCGAUUUACUACAGACAGUAAUUUCCAUGCAGAACUGGACAGGGAAACUGAAGCACCUGCCCAUUGGUUCCUACUAAGCACGUUUUAAGUCAGUGGGGUUUUUGGUCUUUUCUGAGUUCAGAGAAACAUGUUGAAUUUACGGUCUGUGGUAAUGGACCGUACACUAAAGACGCAGCUGAUAGAGAUCAGGUUGAAAAACCACACAAGUAGCCCUUUAAACGAUGAAGCCUAAGCCCAAAAGCCACCUCACUGAUGUCUGCCUGUAUCUCACUAUUGUGUGCAGCUCUCUAUGGGAGACGUCCUGUUUACACAAAGCUGCUGGCUGUAAAUAUGUCUGUGUACUCAGCUUUCUCCCUGUCUCUCUCUCUCUCUCUCUCUCUCUCUCUCUCUAUCCUCUCCUGUAGAGGAUGGUGUCUUGGCUAGGUGUUAGUUCCCUGUAACCGAGCAUAAACACAGUUUUUCUGGAAAUAAUCACACAAAGCAGGACUGUCAGGAAAGCAUGUGUACAGAUCGCGGUCACGGGCCAAAACAAACACAAAGAAACGAAGAAGAAAAAAAAAGACACAGCAUCUCUUUUUCUUUGUAUAGAACCACUGUAAUCUUUUUUGUAUAGACCUUCAAAUGAUUGUUUUUAUUUGCACUAAAUGAUAAAAAAAAAAAAAAAAGUGGCUGCCACUUUUUUUUCUUCUCGGUUACGUAGAAACGGAUGCUGCGCCGAUUCUUAUACAAAUGCAAGUCACUGAUGGAGCCUUUCGUGAAAAGUUAGUCCUCGGGGAAAAAACCUCUCUUCUGAGUAGCAAACCGAGCGUGAAGGGCCUAAAACCCAGCAUCCAAGGGGGCGGCCGAGCUUUAGCCGCUGUUUGGUCCAUCAUUGUUUGUCCUCUAUCACUCUGUCUCCCUUCUUUUUUCUCAGCGUUUACACUAAAAAACUGAAAACUUGAACCUUCUCCCACAUUCUGCUUGCUGCACGUCUGAAGGGAGAUGCAGAUGCAUGUUUUUAGGUCCUCCAGGUUUAUCCGCCGGGAGCUCAGCGCUGUUUUCGAUGGAACUUAUGAAAGCCAUAUUUUUCCCAGUCAGGAAGAAGCAUCGCAUUGACGUUAGCUGAAGUGUGCGGGAAGGAUCACCUUCACAAAGUUCCCAAACAUUUUCUCCCAGGUCACCCGUUUUUAAAACUGUUCCUACUAGGGCUGUCAAACGAUUAAAACAACCAACCGAGAUUAAUCGCGUUAUUUUGUGUAGAUAAUCACAAUUGAUCACAUUAUUUUGUAGUUAAUUGUGGCUGUUUACAUUGUUUUUGCAGUUAAUCAUGAUUAAUCGCAAUUUUUGCGUUGUUGAUUGCGAUUAAUCGAAUCGUUUUGAGUAGCUGUUUCCAUUAAUUGCAUUGCUUUGUGUUGUUAUUCUCGAUUAAUCACAUUUUGUGGUUAGUUGUGAUUACACACAUUAUUUUGAGUGGUUAAAUCACAAUUAAUCACAUUACUUUGUGUAGUUCAUUAUGGUUGAUUACAUAAUUUUGGACAGUUCACUGUGAUUAUUUGCAUUAUUUUUUAUUUUCGAUUACAAUUAAUCACGUUUUGAGUAGCAAAUUUAAAUUAAUUGUAUUGCUCUGUGGUGUUAAUCUUGAUUAAUCGCACCAUUUGUGCAAUCACAUUAUUUUGUGUAGUCAGUUAUGAUUAAUGACCUAUUUGUAGUUCAUUUUUAUUACGCACAUUUUGUGUAGGUAAUAGUGAUUAAUCGCAUUUCUUUGUGUAGUUAAUUGUGAUUAAUCAUUUGAUUACUUACCCAAAUUGAUUGCGAUUAAUAAUCUCGAUUCGUCACAUUAUUUGCAGAGUAAUCCUAAUAUUUUGUGUAGUCAACCAUGAUUAAUCGCAUUUUUGUGGUUAGUUGUGAUUACACACAUUAUGUUGUGCAGUUAAUUGCAAUUAAUCGCAUUACUUUGUGUAGUUAAUCGCGAUUAAUCCUUUGAUUAUUUUGUGUUGUAGAUGACCAAAUUGAUUGCGAUUAAUAAUCUCGGAUUAGCCGCAUUAUUUGCAUAGUCAUCAUGUUAUUUUAUGUAGUCAACCAUGAUUAAUCGCAUUUUUGUGGUUAGUUGUGAUUACACACGUUAUGUUGUGCAGUUAAUUGCAAUCGCUGUUUUGUGUACAAGCCAUUUAAAAUGAACAGGGCUACAGUUGUGGAUUCUAGCGGAGUAUCUGCGCCGUGACGGAUGCUUUUAACGCAUUGGCAGCCCUGGUUUUAACACCGUUUCAAAAUGCUACGCAAUUUCAUAGCUUUCCUUUUUAAUCUCUUCACCUCAGACAUUUCACAACAAACUGAAAAGUCCCAGAAAGCCUAAUUACAGUGACACCACUUGUCUUUUUUUCCAUAAAGUGGGCCUUUCGCUCAUCUUUCUUUUCCACGGAUGGCGGCAGUUUCAGCAACGUUUUUCAGUUUCUUAUUUCAGCACUUAAACACGAAACGCUCCACUUCUCAGCAUUUUCUCCAGGUUUGCUACGCAGGGGUCAGAGGCCCGAGGCCUGUCUGCUGCCUAAAGAAAGAUCCUUUGUGAAAGAAGUUCGUAACGACUGCUUCAUCGUACCGUGUCACGUUCAUUUAACACUCAUUAGCCUACAUUAAAAGAGCACUUAAUGUCGCUGAUCGUCCAGAUCGUUGUGUAGGAGAAAGAGCUGGAUGUUAGUUUUCCACGCCGUGUUUGAGUCUCGGUGCGCAUGGUGGCCACGCAGGAUGGCUCUACGCUACAGUGUACAUUUCAAUGUGAACCAGUAUAUGCGCAUGUAUCCCGGGUGUGUUUUCACCUUUUCUGUCGACAGACAAACAAUCGCACGCAUGACGACCUCGUGAGCUACUUUAUGUGCGAAUGCUGCAGCAGUCCCUCUUUGCAAAGGAUCAUUUUUACCUCUGAAUAUUGCUGUGCCUUUGUUUUAAGCUAGCCUUGCCAACGACUUGUAGUGCAUUUUGAAAUGAUUUUUUUUGUUUUUUUUUAUCGUAAAAGUGAUGGAUUGAUUUUAUAUCAUUGCUGAUCUGUUGAAAUGAGAGUUCCUCUUGUUCUCUAUAUUUAUAUACCGUGUUCUUCCAUAUCUCCGCUGUCCAGUUUGGUAUUUAGUUUUUUUGAUUUGUUCUUUUAAUUUAAUUAUUUUUACACAAGCUGUGAAAAAAAAACAAAACAAAACCGAUUCUGCACUUUAAAUUCUGGCCGUGAAAAAUUUGAGAAUCCAAGGAGUCGACUAUAUUUGAUUGCAGCUGGAAUAAAACUGCCGCUCCUUAACAGAUCA